AUGAAUUCGUCACUUCGUUAUCCGUACGUUCGUCGCAGCACUACCCAUGUGGACGGUGCUGCUCUACAGCAUCUUUUAUUGAACGAACGAAUAUGGCGGAAUGCAUUCGCCAAGGGACCCAAAGACGUCGAAUCAGGCAAACAGACGAGAUGGACGACAGUGCUCGGCUACUUAGUCUACGAGAAAUCACGAAUUCACUACCUGAUUCCUAUUAUUCUAUUAUUCGCCUACUCGCUAUUAGGCGGUCUCAUAUUUUGGUCAAUUGAACGCUCACAUGAAGAAGUCCUACUAACGGAUAAG
Molecule: messenger RNA, 300 nt
Organism: Ostertagia ostertagi
Lineage: Eukaryota; Metazoa; Nematoda; Chromadorea; Rhabditida; Trichostrongylidae
Source: the annotation of a GenBank genome assembly